Molecule: messenger RNA, 1195 nt
Organism: Rhododendron vialii
Lineage: Eukaryota; Viridiplantae; Streptophyta; Magnoliopsida; Ericales; Ericaceae
Product: transcription factor MYB78-like
Exons: 3
Coding region: 205-1065 (286 amino acids)
Biological process (GO): regulation of DNA-templated transcription
Cellular component (GO): nucleus
Molecular function (GO): DNA-binding transcription factor activity; sequence-specific DNA binding
Source: RefSeq, a predicted model, not a curated record
UGGACAAAAGCCUACGUGCUAAUCCAGAGUACUUAAAAAGAAGCUGCAUGUACGUCAUCUCCAUCUCUAAUUAAGCUCGAUAUAACUAAAUCUAGUAGCUAGCUAGGAUUAAUAUCCAGGAAUUCUCUCUCUCUCUCUCUCUCUCUGGAUUCCAAAUUAGAGAGAUGUCAUCGUGAGUGUGUAGCUAAAAAAGAAGAAGAAGAGAUGACUGCAGAGUUGAGAAAAGGUGCAUGGACAUUUGAAGAAGACUCGAAGCUCAUCGAUUGCAUUUCCAUCCACGGUCCAGCCCAAUGGAGUUACCUCGCCCGCACUGCCGGAUUGAAGCGAACGGGGAAAAGCUGCAGAUUAAGAUGGUUGAACUAUUUACAUCCAGAUGUUAAGCAUGGAAACUUCACCCUUGAAGAACAAAUUCGCAUCCUUGAACUCCACUCUCAUUGGGGAAAUAGGUGGUCGAAGAUAGCACAGGGGCUGCAGGGACGCACAGACAAUGAGAUAAAAAACUAUUGGAGAACCCGAGUUCAAAAACUUGCAAACCAACUCAAUUGCGAUGUCAACAGCACACAAUUCAGAGACACCUUGAGUCAUAUUUGGUUACCCAGAUUGCGGGAGCGAGUCCAAGAGGCCGCCGCGGGUUCAGCCCAGUCUUCCAUGGUCCAGCCCACAAACACCACGCCCACUGACCUUAUUGCUAAUUGUAACAACACAACAACCGGAUAUGGACUCUUGGACUCGAAUUGCACCAAAUCCGAGACACCGGAUCAGGAAGCCAACCAAGUGUCUCCAGCUUCAGACUUGAUCAGUACUUAUGGAGAUCAUCAUGGUGAUGUUUUGUUAAGUGGUAGUAAUCGGUGGGAAAAUAUUCAAGAAGGUUCGAUUUAUACGGACCAGCUCAUCAAUACAUCGGCCGCUUUCUCUAUCGGAUACUACUCUGAACUAGAGGAAGCUGGAUAUGGUUGUUGCAUUUUCGAAGAAUGCAAUCGUUGGUUAGGUGGUGGAGACUCCUUCGAGUACUUGAACGAUGAUAGUAUUUGGCUCAUGCAUCCUGCAGCUACCUCUCUAGAAUGAGUACUUCAUGACAUUUAUUAUUCGAGAGGGGAAAAAAACAUGCAAUAUACUGUAUACAACUAUCGUAAUUUGUAGAGUACUAUAAUAUUGUAUGUAAAAGAUAAUGAAAGAGUGAAAAAUCUGGUUUGGA